This is a messenger RNA of Chironomus riparius, 706 nucleotides long. The record is from the annotation of a GenBank genome assembly. NCBI's taxonomy places the organism in Eukaryota, Metazoa, Arthropoda, Insecta, Diptera, Chironomidae.
UAAACAUUCAAAAAGAAAUUUUUGAAGAAUUUUAUUUUAUUUUUAUUUAAUUAAACCUUUAUUGCCAAAUAAAUGCAAGAACAAAUUGAAAACGAGUGUCCAAUAUGUCUACAAAAGCUAUUAUAUCCAGUCAAAUUACCAUGCAACCACAUAUUCUGCUUUCUAUGCAUUAAAGGUAUCCGAAAAAGUCCAGAUGCGGUAAAGUCAUGUGCAAUGUGUCGAAAACCAUUUAAUAUUGAAGAAAUCGAGCAGAAUGUAGGAAUCGAAAAAACGUCCAUAGAUAAGCAAUUUAAUUGGUUUUAUCAGAGUAAAGGAAGCACCAGCUUUUGGGCAUUUGACGAGAGAACAAAUGAAGAAUUAGAGCAAGCUUAUAGCGAUGAAAAAGAUCAUUUGAUAAUAUCAAUAGCUGGUUUUGUAUAUUGUAUUGAUUUUCUCCGUCUUAUACAAUAUCCAGUGAAUCAUCCAGAAAGAAUAAGAAAAAUCAAAAGGUGCGACGAAUUAAAUCAAGAAAGUUUAACAAUUAAAGGGAUCGCUGGUGUUCGAUUGACAGAAAGUGGAAAUGAUAACAGUACGAGUGAUGUUAAUGAAGAAGCAAGUGGAACCAAUGAUGAUGAAUUAAGUCAAAUACUAAGUGAAUCUCUUCAAAUUGAAGAAGUUAUUAACAGAACUAAUUAAUGCAUUGUUCAGAGUAUCUAAAUUUUACAUU